Podarcis lilfordi (Lilford's wall lizard) is the source of this 1699-nucleotide messenger RNA. The record is from the annotation of a GenBank genome assembly. Lineage: Eukaryota; Metazoa; Chordata; Lepidosauria; Squamata; Lacertidae.
AUGUCAUGGAACCAAACACUCAUCAUCAGAGCUCAGAAGGUCCUCAGUUCCACUGGAGGACCGGUUCCUGAAUUAUUCGUCAAUGACUGCUACUCUCUUGCCAGGGUAAGUCGCUGUCCCACAAGGCCCAGCGGUCUCUCAAGCCACAUGUUCUGGGUUCUGCAGAGGCAGCACCUGGGCUUUCUGGUCCCCAGCCCUGCCCUGUGGGCAUCUCUGACCUUCCCCUCUUGCUUCAGGUCUUUGGUGCCUUUCUCCCUGCGGAGCAGCUCUUGGAGGCCAUGUGCUUCCUGGCCAGAGACCUGGUUGUCGAGAGCAGCUUCAACCCGUUGGAGAAUGCAAGAAUUCAUCAAGCAGUUUGGCGGCACAAAAGUGGAGGUAAGGCGUCUGCAAAGGUAGGAGAGAAGAAGAUUCUCCGCUUUGGUGUAGGGGAGGCAACCUCAUGCCAUUGGGUGGCCAGGACACAUGUUAGUUGAGAGGGGCCUGGCAAUGUCAGGACAAGAACCUCAGCCAAGGGUCCUGAGAAACAUGGGUUCAGGAAUGGGGGAUCCUCCUCCUUCUGGGAGCAGACAGGCAAGCUACUUCUCUUGGCCCACAAUGGAUAGGGGAACUGGCGCCCUGGAGCUGCCUGGGUCCAAUACUCCCAGGACCCUGAGUGGUACCUUGGAAGGAAGAGGCUGUGGUGGCACAGGUCAAGGGUCCCUCUUUCAAUGAGGGAUGGAGGGAUCUGCCUGCAGACAGCCCCGCUUCCUUGUACUCUCUAAGCAACCCUCUCCUUUUCUCUGACAGGUGAAGGUGCUGCUGGAGGCCUUCUACAAGAUCACCCGGGGCCUACAGUGGAGGGCAGAAACAUAGCUGUCUUCGCUUUCUCCAUCUUGUCACACCACCCCCUGGAGAAAGUGGUUGAAUACCUCCUCCAAUUUCCCUUCGGGUAUGGAGCCCUCCAGGUUCUACUGGGCUAAGGGACUAAAGACUAGGACUAGCCACCAGAGAAACAGUUUCUAUCCAAAUGUGAUUUUGGUUUUAAACGCAGUGUAAGGAGUCUCUAGGGGAGUACUGUGUAUUGUAUUUAAAAAUGGGAUAUCAGAGUUUUUAGGGGGCUAACCAGGUCGGGAUAGCUGGGAUAGCAGGCUUGUUGGUUUUUGAAUGUCUGAUGUAGAUUUUUCAAUUUUGUUGUUCUGUAUGGGACAAUGACAAUAUAGAUUAUCGUAUUAUUGUAUGGUAUCGUAUCGUUGGCAAACUGCAGGGCUUGCUCAGAAAGCCCUUGCUGCCAUUUCCUCUCUCUGGAGCAUGGCAGCAAGCAGGAGACUUGAAUUGCUCUUGUUUUUGCAUUCACAGAGACUGCAAGAGAGUAUGGAAGGAGGUUUUAGCAUCGGCCGCCCAAGAACAACUGCUCCAUCUCACGGCCGAGCAACUUUACCAAAGCCCCUUGGCGGAAUCUGCCACCCAAGUGGUAAGGACCAACCACCUGCUUUCUGGCUUCCUUCCCAGGGUAAUAUCUAGGGAUUCCUGUAUUCUGCAGAAAAGCAGGGAAAGUGACUUGCACCUCUCUCUUUUCCAGCAACAUCUCACCAGCCUGUUACACGCCAUCCUCAGGAUGGAGGACUACAAGGCAGCUGUGCGCUGGAACUUCCCACAGCUGCUGAUUGCUCUCCUGGGGAUGGUUGUCAACUUCCACUAUGACCAGGAAUUCCUUGGGUGA